AUGAAUCGCAAGGGCGCAAAAAACGAAGAUGAGAUCCCCUCUGGCGGUGGUGGUGGCGGCGGUGGCGGUGUCAACAAUAACAAGGGCACCCUUGCCGACUGUAUCAACGCUGUCUCCUCUUGUGAAGACAAGGCCAAAGAAGGCGGUAUAAACACCACCAUGCGCGAGGGCAUGCUGGUCGCCUUUAACCUCCACAACAUCAUUCUCCAGGAUGUCGAUGAGAAUGAUGCAAAGGACGUUGUUGACGACAACGCAUUCGCUAGAGAAAACUUUAUGGCUAGGGCCAAAGGAAAGUGUCAUUGUGAUUGCUGCCGCAAGUCACUUGUCCGGUUUCUCGAGAUUGAUAUCUUGGGCCAGUACCUCGACAGCCUUAGGAAACACAUUGACGAGAAGGUCCCGGGAUGGGCUUAUCAGUCCUUGGAAAUGUUUCCAUUUCUCUCGCACGAUGAGGGUAUUCACCUCGUCCGUAGUCUUGUGCUUUUCCGUUCGUCUGCACCUACCACCGUCCACCAUCCCCAAGGAGUCCGCCGGAACGGAACCCUCCUUAAGUGGUCCAGCAUGUUUUCAAAAGGCGCGGCGCGGUUUGAUUCGAGAAUGCGCUUAGUAAGGUUCCGGCCUUUGCUGUUGAAUAAGCUGGCGUUCUUAGGUCUCGUUGCUGCACCUGAAGGGCUUCUCUCAGGAGAUCAGACGGCGUGA
This is a messenger RNA of Colletotrichum higginsianum IMI 349063, 696 nucleotides long. RefSeq lists its product as uncharacterized. The record is from RefSeq and is a predicted model, not a curated record. NCBI's taxonomy places the organism in Eukaryota, Fungi, Ascomycota, Sordariomycetes, Glomerellales, Glomerellaceae. The transcript is spliced from 2 exons. Bases 1 to 696 code for a protein of 231 amino acids.